Molecule: messenger RNA, 270 nt
Organism: Aspergillus affinis
Lineage: Eukaryota; Fungi; Ascomycota; Eurotiomycetes; Eurotiales; Aspergillaceae
Product: putative hscarg dehydrogenase
Exons: 1
Coding region: 1-270 (89 amino acids)
Source: RefSeq, a predicted model, not a curated record
AUGUCUUCCAAACUCAUCGUUGUUCUCGGCGCCACCGGCAAUCAAGGCGGUUCGGUGAUCAAGUCCUUUAUCAAGGAUCCGGCCUGGCGUAUUCGCGCCCUAACCCGGAACACGUCUUCUGCUAGCGCACAGGCCCUGCGAGAGUCCGGAGUCGAAGUCGUGCAGGCCAAUCUCGACGACCCUUCCUCCCUCGAGGCGGCCUUCCAAGACGCAAAUGCCAUCUUCGCCGUCACCGACUUCUGGAAUAGCUUCGCCAACCCCGAGAACUAA